AUGAAGGUCUUCAUUCGAAAAUCAACUGGUACCGGUCGCACUUACGAAUUUGAUGUUGAGCCGUCAAUGACAGUAGCUGAAUUGAAAGCAAAGUUCUUAGAGAAAACCAACGACCAAUCCGAUACGCAACAAACUUAUUUUGCAUUUGAUGGUGAAAGACUCUUCUGUAAAAAUGAUACACUAGCGAGUUGUGGCAUAGAUGACGGUUCAGAAUUAGAUGCAUACGUAGGAAACACAUCUAACAUGCGCAACAUCGGUAGUAUGGGGAUCAAAUUCAUUGAUGUUAGUAACAAGAAAGGUUUGAAAAGAGUCGAAUGGUUAAAAACAGCUCCGAAAUGGCGUCAAACUCGGCAUGGAUUGUGUCUCGAGGGCAUAUGUACCAAUACAAUAUGUGAAGCUAAUGGAAAGCAAGUCAUAAUACCGAUUGGAUAUAUGAAGUUUGAUAUAGUUGCCGAUCCAGAUCCAAAACUAACGAAGUGCCCUUUAUGCGAAGAAUUUGUGGAACCUGAAUCAUGUGCUUUUAAUAAUUGCUGGUGGAGAUACCAAGGAAGAAAACAAACUAGAGACAAAAAAGCUCCCAUCGAUUGUGAGUGUGAUUGGCAACAAGUGGAUAAUGCAUAUCAUUAUUUUGAUGAUGAGACAACUGGACAAGUUGUGUGGAGAAAACUUACUGUUGAAGCAAGAAGAGAGAAGCCAACAUAA
Molecule: messenger RNA, 702 nt
Organism: Adineta ricciae
Lineage: Eukaryota; Metazoa; Rotifera; Eurotatoria; Adinetida; Adinetidae
Source: the annotation of a GenBank genome assembly